This is a messenger RNA of Ruditapes philippinarum (Manila clam), 4271 nucleotides long. RefSeq lists its product as uncharacterized. Gene Ontology annotation, biological process: positive regulation of Golgi to plasma membrane protein transport. The transcript is spliced from 9 exons. The record is from RefSeq and is a predicted model, not a curated record. Gene Ontology annotation, cellular component: trans-Golgi network; transport vesicle; plasma membrane. The coding region runs from base 1471 to 2532 and encodes 353 amino acids. Gene Ontology annotation, molecular function: connexin binding. NCBI's taxonomy places the organism in Eukaryota, Metazoa, Mollusca, Bivalvia, Venerida, Veneridae.
UAAAGAUAUACAUUUACAUGUAUAGUUGAAUUUUUGCUGUUAAUAAGUUAUAUCUUGUAUUUGUAUAAGAAAGCAGUUAAGUAAGCUACAAAAUAUGAUACCUUAAAGCAUGUAAAAGAAUGAAAUAAUUUGAACCAUUUUUUUGUUGUUUUUAAAGAAGAUGGUUUAUGAUUAAAUUAUUAUCAAGGCACCAUGUAAACACAGCUUACUGCAAUGACAGCCCAGGUAGUUUCAUUAUGAAAACAUACCUGUCAAGUGACAUUGCACAAGCAGGUGAAAAGCAUAACUAACUGAAUUCUUUAUAUUUAUAACAAAAAUUGAAACAAGGAAUUAUCAAAUCAGAUGUAUGGUUUUAUGUAAUUUAUUUCUAAUGCACCUUUUUUCAUGCAUUUACAUCUGCAGAAGGGGUGGUCAGACUUAUUAAAUCCUUUGAUCUGCAGGCUUGUGUGCUUCUGCAAUUGUUAAUGCACAAAAAAGGUGGAUAAAACAAUGAUAUAAUGCUGUGGUAUAAGUCAACGUUCUAUGAGCUUUGUCAGCAGACAUCAUUAUUCUCAAGUUAUGUAAUAGCUGAUAUAAAAUACUUGAUACAUUUUUAUGAUAUGUCUUUAGUUUAAGUUUUUGAAAUGUUUGUUUAUGAGUGAGGGUAAACUUCUACCUUAAUCAUGACAGAAAACACUUCUCUUUAAUGAUGACCUUUGAAGAAGUUAUUCACUGCAAAUCUAAUGUAAAGUCCACCUCUAUUACUAUGCAGUUAGUUGAUAUUGCAAUAUCCAUUUGUGAUGCCCAUUCAAAGUACUUCUCUUGUAGUAUGCCAAGUAAGUGGUUUUGUUAUCAUUUAAGGACACACUUAAGAUAACAUAAAUUAGCACUUGUCAAACACUUAACAUGUAAAAUUGGUUAACUUUAUUAACACCUUUAAUAAUAUACAAUCUAUGUAUUUAUAUUAUAACUCUCACUUGGUGUCUACUACUGCCUGUGGGUAAUUGAAGGGUUCUAAAUUUCCUGAUUUAAUCUUGUUUUAUCAAUUAUAAGUGUCCUGUUUUAAGUUUAAAGGUACAGGAAAUAUUAUGAAGACAGAUGUGUUAUCUGUAUAAUAAUUAAAAGUCACAAUGAUAAUGUGAUAAGUUAACAGCUUCUGUUAUCUCUAAAUUUAAGGGGUAAAAAUAGGAUCUGGAUGAUAAAGAUCUUGAUACUGGUAGUCAUUCUUGGUUAUAUCCCUGUUUUAUUGGUCAUCUUAAAUUGAAUGUUUAUAUACUAGUUGAUGUAGUAAAAUAUAGUUGUCUGUAGCAGAUGUUUUAAAGACUAAAUGAUUUAUCACAGAAUAUUCUGUUUAGCUUUUUAAAUAUGUGAUACUGCUUCAUAUUGAAACUUACAAUCACUAUAAAUAAUUAGUCAUUGUGUGAAAUAGCAUAUAAGAUCUACAGCAAAGUACAAGGAUUUUUAUAUCAUUAUUUUGGUACCAUUAUAAGCAUGAUGAUGAAAGUUUUAGGAGAUGCCUUUAUACAUACACUGUUAGUGUUUGAAAGCAAGAAACUAUCAUAUGGUAAUUAUAUGUUUGUUGAUAAUGUACGUGAAUUAUUUUACCCAGAAUUGAAUAUAGAUUUGAGCAAGGAACCAGCUCUAGAUGAUGCUGGUAGGAACCAGAUGUUUGAAGAAGGUUUGAAGCUGGAUAAAGAAGGAAAAAAAGUGGAAGCAUUGAAACGAUAUCUAAAAUGUCUCGUCGGUUUGAAAGAGAAUUCAAGAUUUGCAUUGCUACCUCAAUGCUUGCGAAAUAUUGGUGAUAUCUAUUAUGGUAGAGAUGAAUUUGAUAAAGCAAUCAGUUUUAUCCAGGCAGAGAAGUUAUAUUAUGAAAGUGUUCUCAUAGAUGACACAGAGUUACAGAAACAUAUAGAUGAAGUAACAAAGCAGGGUGCUGGUGAUACAGCUGACACUAAUAUUGAUGCCCUCAGAGCCUCAGAAUAUGAGCAGCUUGCUAAACUAUGUCUUGAUGAAAAACAACCACAGUUAGCACUAGAAUAUGCAGGCAAGUGUACAAAGUUAAGACAGAAAGUGUAUGGUGACAAUAAUCCCCUUGUUCAACAGAGUCUUGAUUUCUUUGCUACAGUCUAUGCUGAGGUUGGAAAAGUUCAAUACACAGAAUCAAUGAGUAAAUAUGCCAAGUCUGGGGAACCAGAUAUUACCUCCCCUACUGUGUCAUGGGAGACAACUCCAGCAGACACUCCUGAACCUACCUCAAUAUUGAGAAAAAGAAAGAAUACUGAAGGUGACAGAGAAAAGAAGGUUAGGUUUGAUGAAUCACAAGUGCCUUCAGAUGCCGAGCUUGAUAGAGAGGAGAAAUGUGCCCGCUUUGUGCUCCUGUGUUUCUUUUUUAUUUUGUUGUUUGUCCUGUUCCUUCUUGGCAUUUAUUUGUUCUGCAGACUACAAUCACCAUCAACAUGUACAAAUGUUGGUUAUUUCUUCUCGGACACGGUCAUGCAGAUAAAGUUCUGGUAUUACAAAUUAUUCUCCAGUGCCAACUCUAAAUACACAUAGCUUUCACGAGGGAGGACAGAAGAACAGCUGUGGUGAUACCAAGUCUCAAAGAUUCAAACUUGGCUCUUUUUAACAUUAUGUUGUUUAGUUUUAUAUAUACAUGAAUAUGAAAUAUUUUUCAUACAAUAUAAAUAUGUUGUUCCUGGUGAAUCAAAACUGAAAAUGUAGUCACAAUUAUUUAUUGUAUUGAUUUGUCUUCAAGUAUGUUCAAAAUUUAGUCUUUUUUGUAAUUUUUUAAACAAGUACUUUUUACACUGUUUCAAAUUUCUUGCAAUAUAGAUGUUUUUAAUGAAAUAAAUUUGCAUAUUAAAAGAAAGUCGGGAAAAUAAUUUUAUCAGAGCCUAUUUCAUGCUAUUUUGUUACUUAGAAAGAAUAAAGAUAUUUAGAAAGAAAAAAGAAAAUAUGUCCUAUGAAAUCGCUUUAAGAUGUUAAUUUCUUUUGAAUCCUUUUUAUCAAUGGUUUUGUGAGUUCAUUGUUUUGAAGGUUUGUAUGGUAUAUAAGAAUCUUUAUGCAUCUGUUUAUAGUUUUACUUACAUUGAUAUGUUAACUGUAUUGAUGUUGUACACAAAUGGCAAGGCUUUACCUGUGAUACAAUUACUUUAUAUAGGUGAACAUUUUAUGGUGUUUCAAUUUUAACUUGUUGGUGAAAUAGUAUCCAUGAUGUUAAGAUUAAGAGGUUCUUUUUUUGUUGAAAGUAUGUGUACUCAAGUAUCAAUUUUGAUUACCGAUACAUCUAUACUAGAACUUAAGUUCGAGCAUUAAAUUAACCAGUAACUCAUUGCCAUCCCUACAAAAAACUUUGCUGUUUGAAAUGAUUUCUUUUAAGAGAUAAUGUGUACAUUCUUAUUUUUGAAUUAUGAAUAAAUUUUCAGACAAACACAUGUCAACCACAGGUUUCAAUAUACAUUCUUCAGGUUUUAAGUCGGUGCUUUCAUAAACAACUGUAUCUACUUAUAAUGUGUGAAAGUGUCCCACAAAAAAAAAGAAUGAUGUCUGUACUUAAAUGAAGGCAAAGUUAAUACGAAUUGUCUGAAUUUAGAAAUUAUUGUACAUAUGUAUGUUUUUUAUUGACAUGUAAAUUGUAACUUCUCUCUGUGAUAAGGGUGGUACUAUAUACAGUACUUCCUAGUUGUGAUUUGAGCAGCGUCACGACAAAACUAACGUAAUGGGUUUGCGACCAGCAUGGAUCCAGACCAGCCUGCGCAUGCGCACAGUCUGAUCAGGAUCCAUGCUGUUCGCUAUCAGUUUCUCUACUUUUAAAAGGGUUUGUAAGCGACCAGCAUGGAUCCUGAUCAGACUGUGCAGAUGCGCAGGCUGCUCUGGAUCCAUGCUGGUCGCAAACGCAUUAUGUUGGUUUUUUCAUGUUGCGGCUCAUUUAUGUCUAAAUAUUCAGAUAUUUCAGGCUUUAUUUUUGUUAUCACUGUGCAGCUUAUCUAUGUUUUGCUAUGUAAGAAUGUGUUGUUUUUAUGUUUGUUUUUUUGUUGUUGUUUUUUUGUUAAUUGAAUUUAUUCAUUUAAGUUACUUCAAUUUAUGUUUAGAAGAGUUGAGUAAAUGUAUGUUGUUUUACACAGGUUAUCUUUAUUCUACAGUCAUUCAGAUGUGUUUUGCUUGUAAUAUAUAAUACAAAAAAAAAUUAAAUAACUUUUUGGUAAGAAAUGCUCAAAUAUCAAUGUUGAUUAAGUCACAUGAGUGAAGAAAAACUUCAAUAUCAAGAUAUUAAUAAUAGUGAAAAACUGAAA